Molecule: messenger RNA, 1727 nt
Organism: Prosopis cineraria
Lineage: Eukaryota; Viridiplantae; Streptophyta; Magnoliopsida; Fabales; Fabaceae
Product: glycosyltransferase BC10
Exons: 1
Coding region: 78-1241 (387 amino acids)
Cellular component (GO): membrane
Molecular function (GO): glycosyltransferase activity
Source: RefSeq, a predicted model, not a curated record
AUCGCUCCAUCAAGGUCACUCACUCACCCUCCCUCUGGUUUCUCCACAGCGACCGAGCAGAUCCGUCUCAGACAGCCAUGCUCUCUCCCAACCCCCUCUCUCUCUUCUGCCUCCUACUCCUAUGCUUUCCCCUCGCCAUUUUCUUUACCGCCACCACUACAAACAAACCCAACCUCUCCCAAACCCCCGACACCCCUAUCCCCGACAUCCCCAUCCCCAUCCCCACCGCCAUUGUUGCCCAGUCCAUUGCUUUCUUUGAUGCUCACAGCACUCGCAAGAAUUUGCUCCGCUACGUUCUCUCGCCUAUUGAAGACGACGACGUCUUGCUCCGGGUCGCCGCUCGGGUCAAGGCCAAGCCAAAACCGCCCCGAAAGAUUGCCUUCCUCUUCCUCACCACAACGCCUCUCCCUUUUGCGCCUCUCUGGGAGGCUUAUUUCAAUCAAGCCCCCAAGAAUCUCUUCAGUAUCUACCUCCAUGCCGACCCUCGAUUCACCUAUGACCCUCCGUUUUCUGGUGUUUUCUCCGACAGAAUCAUCCCUUCCAAACACACGGAGAGGUACUCCCCGACGCUAAUCGCUGCGGCGCGUCGUCUCCUCGCGCACGCUCUCAUAGACGAUUCUUCCAAUUACAUGUUCGCUCUUUUAUCGGCCUCCUGCGUACCCCUGCAUUCCUUCAAUUUCACCUACAAUACGCUGAUCCCUUCCGCGAAGAGCUUCAUCGAGAUCCUGGAGCACGAGAAAUGGACGUACGACAGAUGGGCGGCGCGUGGGCCGGACGUGAUGCUCCCGGAGGUGAAGCUGGAGGACUUCCGGAUAGGGUCGCAAUUUUGGGCACUGACACGGAAGCACGCGAGGCUGGUGGUGAGUGACCAUAAACUCUGGUCGAAAUUCAAGCUGCCAUGCGUCUGUAAGUACUCGUGCUACCCCGAAGAAAAUUACUUCCCUACCCUUCUCAGCAUGUGGGACCCAAAGGGAUGUGUGCCAGCGACGUUGACGCACGUGGACUGGACGGGCCGCGAGGAUGGGCACCCUCGCACGUACAAUUCAUCCGAGGUGGGGCCCGAACUGUUCGAGAGCAUCCGAAAUCGGAGGCCUAGGUACGGCGACGAGGAGAUCAACGGCUCUGAUUGGUGGUUUGAUAAUGGACGGCGGGAUCCAUUCUUGUUCGCCAGGAAGUUCGCCCCGGAGGCGUUGGAACCGUUGAUGAGCAUAGCCAACGACGUUAUCUUUAGAGAUUAUUAGGUUCUAAAUCUUACGGAUUUGAUAGGCCAAACCAAGUAUGUACAAAGGAUAUAAUUUCUUAAGUGAAAUACUUAAACUCCGUCAAAGACGGCGGAUUAGGUAUAAUUAUGCUAGGAUUCAGGAGCUAGAUGGAAGCGAUGAAAAACGGAGACGUUUUGGCAGAUGAAGAAGAGUUCAGCAGGUCUUGCCAAAAUCGUGUUUGUUGUGUUUGUGUGUUGUGAAAUCCCAUACCGCUCGCCAAAAUUGUGUUAUUGCGAUUUGCGCCUGACAAUAGAUCUAAGAAAGCAUAUGUCAUGCGUGCAUAUGAUGUGCUUGAGAUGCUAAGAGAAACAACACAUGACAAAUAUGGGACUGUCAGUAUCUUUUUGGGGUUUGAUAGACAAAUUCCAGUAAAUUUUAAAAAUAAAAAAUGAGCUGAAUUGUUCAUAAUUUGUAAAUUACUACUACGAUUUAUCGAAGCAAUGAAUGUAAACUUGCUAAUUCUGA